Messenger RNA from Spodoptera littoralis (African cotton leafworm), 4004 nucleotides. The record is from the annotation of a GenBank genome assembly. NCBI's taxonomy places the organism in Eukaryota, Metazoa, Arthropoda, Insecta, Lepidoptera, Noctuidae.
AUGGUGGCUCCCGAUUCCGAGGCUCCUGCGAAUCCUCGGAUAGCGGCCGCCGCGCACGAGAGCCCCUCCGCAGCCGAGGCGCGCCACAGCGCCGACCUGUACAUUCGCACCAGCUGGGUGGACGCGGCCUUAGCGCUCUCCGAACUUGAAAAGGGUAACAUCGAGGGCGGGCGCACGUCGCUGUGGAUCCGAGCGUGGCUCCAGGAACAGCUGUUCAUAUUAGGCUGUUUCCUGCAAGGCGACGCCGGCAAAGUUCUAUUUGUCGCGAUUCUCGUGCUCUCAACGUUCUGUGUCGGUUUGAAAUCUGCGCAGAUACACUCGAGGGUCGACCAACUCUGGGUUCAAGAGGGUGGUCGGUUAGAAGCUGAAUUGAAAUAUACCGCAAAGGCACUGGGAGAAGCUGACUCCUCAACACACCAGCUCAUCAUUCAAACUGCUAAAGAUCCUGACGUGUCGCUACUACACGCAGGCGCGUUGCUCGAACAUCUAAAGGUGGUCCAGGCAGCAACCCGCGUCAAAGUGCAUAUGUACGAUAUAGAGUGGAGGCUAAAAGACCUCUGCUAUAGCCCCAGCAUACCAGAUUUCGAAGCUUAUCACAUCGAGAAGAUCAUCGACAACAUCAUUCCAUGCGCGAUCAUUACGCCACUCGACUGUUUCUGGGAGGGAUCCAAGUUAUUAGGACCUGAUUAUCCCAUUUAUGUCCCUGGACUACAAAACAAAUUACAAUGGACUCAACUUCACCCACAAGAGGUUCUAGAAGAAGUAAGGAAACUGAGGUUCCAGUUUCCAUUCAGUACGAUGGAAGCUUACAUGAAGAGGGCAGGUAUCACCUCCGCCUACAUGAAGAAGCCAUGCCUCGACCCCACCGAUGCCCACUGUCCAGACACGGCACCCAACAAGAAAUCAGGCAAUAUUCCAGACGUAGCGGCGGAACUGUCCCACGGGUGCUACGGUUUCGCGGCAGCAUACAUGCAAUGGCCGGAGCAGCUGAUAGUAGGUGGAGCUACCAGGAACUCCACGUCAGCCCUGAGGAGUGCGAAAGCGUUACAAACGGUGGUGCAACUGAUGGGCGAGCGAGAGAUGUACGAGUACUGGGCAGACAACUACAAGGUGCACCAUGUUGGGUGGACGCAGGAGAAGGCCGCUGCAGUGUUAGACUCAUGGCAGAGGAAGUUUGCUGCUGAGGUGCGAAGGAUGACUGUGACAGAGUCGGUGUCGCCGUCGUAUAGUUUCUACCCAUUCUCUACGUCAACACUUAACGACAUACUCGGCAAAUUCUCCGAACUGUCGUUAAAAAAUAUUAUGUUAGGAUACAUGUUCAUGUUAAUUUAUGUAGCAGUGACACUAAUGCAGUGGCGUGACCCAGUCCGCUCGCAGGCCGGUGUGGGUAUAGCCGGGGUACUGCUACUUUCAAUCACUGUCGCAGCCGGGUUAGGCUUUUGUGCUUUGUUAGGUAUACCCUUCAAUGCGACAAGUACGCAGAUAGUUCCGUUUCUGGCGUUAGGGUUGGGCGUGCAGGACAUGUUCCUUCUCACUCACACGUACGUGGAGCAAGCGGGAGAUGUGCCGCGCGAGGAGCGAACUGGCCUGGUGCUCAAGAAGAGUGGCCUCAGCGUGCUGCUGGCCUCGCUCUGCAAUGUCAUGGCCUUCCUGGCUGCGGCCUUACUACCAAUUCCAGCCCUGCGCAGUUUCUGUUUACAAGCGGCCAUCCUUCUCCUCUUCAACGUUGGCUCGAUGUUACUGGUGUUCCCCGCUAUGAUCUCUCUGGACCUCCGGCGGAGAUCAGCAGCUAGAGCCGACCUACUGUGCUGCCUGAUGCCCGAGAGCCCUGUGCCCAAGCGUCCUAGAAAGAUCGCUGAUCGGUCCAGGAGUAAAAGUGGAAAGACUGAAAAGACUGCUUGGAAAGACACCACAAAACAACCGUUAGAUCCUGAGGAUCUGGGCGACCAAUCGAAAGUGACGUGCUGCUUGAGUCUGUCGCUCACCAAGUGGGCGAAGAACCAAUACGCACCAUUUAUCAUGCGACCUUCUAUUAAGGUCACAUCAAUGCUAGCGUUGAUCGCAGUAAUACUGGCAAGUGUAUGGGGAGCUACGAAAGUCAAAGACGGUCUAGACCUUACAGACAUAGUGCCAGAGAAUACGGACGAACAUGAAUUCCUAUACCGACAGGAAAAAUAUUUCGGCUUCUACAGCAUGUACGCAGUCACUCAAGGAGACUUCGAAUAUCCCACCAAUCAGAAACUACUUUACGAAUACCAUGACCAGUUUGUUAGAUACCAAAUAUAAUAAAGAACGACAAUGGCGGCCUCACAAAAUUCUGGUUGAGCCUCUUCCGAGACUGGCUACUGGAUUUACAAGCAGCUUACGACAAGGAAGUCGAGAGCGGAUGCAUAACACAGGAGUACUGGUGUAAAAACGCAAGCGACGAGGGCAUAUUGGCAUACAAACUUAUGGUGCAGACCGGACAUGUGGACAAUCCCAUCGACAAAUCUCUAAUUACGACUGACACGAAAAACGGUCAUAGAUUGGUAGAUAAGGACGGUAUUAUUAAUCCAAAAGCAUUCUAUAAUUACCUAUCAGCGUGGGCUACGAAUGAUGCUCUGGCAUAUGGCGCUUCACAAGGAAACUUGAAGCCACAACCUAAGAGAUGGACACAUUCGUCGGGAGACACAGAGCUCAAAAUACCGAAGUCGUCGCCACUUAUCUACACACAGCUACCGUUCUACUUAUCAGGUUUGACUGACACAGAAAGCAUAAAAAACCUGAUAAUGUCUGUGCGGGAUCUGUGCUUAAAGUUCGAAGCGAAGGGAUUGUCUAAUUUCCCGUCUGGUAUUCCUUUCCUAUUCUGGGAGCAGUAUUUGUAUUUGAGAACAUCACUGCUCCUGCCCUCGCUUGUGCUCUAGCUGCAGUUUUUGUGGCUGUAAUGGUACUCCUCCUGAACUUCUGGGCAGCAGUCUGGUUACUUUGGCUCUAGCGACAUUAGUGCUGCAGUUGUUGGGUGUGAUGGCACUUUUGGGAUUCAAGUUGUCUGCAGUACCAGCUGUUUUACUAGUCCUUGCUAUAGGCAGGGGCGUUCACUUUACUGUUCAUUUGUGUCUGGCAUUCGUAACUUCAAUUGGUUGCAAGCGACGACGAGCAUCUUUGGCUCUUGAGUCAGUGUUAGCUCCAGUAGUACAUGGCACGAUAGCUGCAGCUCUUGCAGCUUCCAUGCUGGCCACCAGCGAGUUCGGGUUUGUGGCAAGACUGUUUCUACGACUACUGCUAGCACUGGUACUACUCGGUUUGAUAGACGGAUUGCUAUUCUUCCCAAUCGUACUAGCUAUAUUGGGACCAAAUGCUGAGGUUCGACCACUAGAAUAUCCCGAAAGACUAUCGACACCAUCCCCGAAGAGUUCCCCAGUGCAUCCUCGUAAAUCAAGCUCAAAUUCUGGAGGAAGCGAUAAGGGAAGUCGUGGAGGAAAGUCUGCGCCGAGACCAUCGGCUCCUUCACUAACGACCAUUACUGAGGAACCGCCCAGCUGGCACUCCUCCGCUCCCUCUGUACAGUCCUCCAUGCAGUCCAUCGUCGUUCAACCCGAAGUGGUUGUAGAAACUACUACUUACAACGGCAGUGAUUCAGCCUCAGGACGAUCGACGCCGACUUCAAAAGCGCCUCAUCCGGGCGCUAUCACUACUAAGGUAACUGCGACAGCAAACAUAAAAGUUGAAGUAGUGACACCAAGUGACAGAAAAUCAAGAAGAUCGUAUCACUACUACGACCGACGUAGGGACCGCGAUGACGACAGGGAGAGAGAUAGAGACAGAGAAAGAGACCGGGAUCGGGAUAGAGAUAGAGAUCGAGAGCGAGAGCGAGACCGUGACGUGACCGAGACCGAGACAGGGAUAGAGAUAGGUCGAGAGAACGAGAUCGCAGGGAUCGAUUUAGAGACGAACGAGACCACCGAGCCUCACCUAGAGAAAACGGCCGCGACUCAGGCCACGAAAGUGACUCAUCGCGACAUUGA